AUGACGAACGCGUACGGCCCCAGCCACCUGGAGGUCGCCAGGCUCUCCACCAACCUGGGGAACGCCUUCGGCGUCUUGGGGCAGCCGGGGCGGAAGCGGGAGUACCUCGAGGAGGCGCUGCGAAUCAUGAGGGCCGAGUGCGGCGAGGACCACGUGAACGUCGCCAUCAUUCUCGCCAACCUAGGAGCUGCGUACAGCGACCUGGGGCAGGCGGAGACGAGCUUGAAGCACCUGCGGAAGGCGCUUCACAUAAAGGAGCUCCACUUUGGCAAAGAUCACGUGGAGGUCGCGGUCACGCGCCUGAACCUGGCGAACUGCCUGCACCGGCUGGGGGACACCGACGGGGCCAUCCGGGAGGCGGAGGCGGCCUCAGGCGUCUUCCUGGUGGCCUACGGCGCGGAGAGCCACCAGGUGGUGUCGUCGCGGAAGCUGCUGACCUCCUGGCGUCUGCAGGCGCACAGCAAGGCGCUGUCGCACGGCCAGGACCACGCGGGGUCGCCGGCCACCUGGCGGCCUGACGGCCUGCGCGCCUCGCCGUGCCGUGCGCCCUCGUAG
Prorocentrum cordatum is the source of this 555-nucleotide messenger RNA. The record is from the annotation of a GenBank genome assembly. NCBI's taxonomy places the organism in Eukaryota, Dinophyceae, Prorocentrales, Prorocentraceae.